Sinocyclocheilus rhinocerous is the source of this 261-nucleotide messenger RNA. Its product is annotated as transgelin-like. The record is from RefSeq and is a predicted model, not a curated record. Gene Ontology annotation, molecular function: actin filament binding. Gene Ontology annotation, cellular component: actin cytoskeleton. Gene Ontology annotation, biological process: actin filament organization. NCBI's taxonomy places the organism in Eukaryota, Metazoa, Chordata, Actinopteri, Cypriniformes, Cyprinidae. The transcript is spliced from 2 exons. The annotation marks the transcript as partial.
GUGACGUCAGGAAAGGACUUGGCCGCGGUGCAGAGGACUCUCAUGGCUCUUGGCAGCAUCGCCGUUACUAAAGAUGAGGGCAGCUUCCGUGGAGAUCCCAGCUGGUUCUUCAAGAAAGCUCAGGAGAACCGGAGAGAUUUCUCUGAUGACCAGCUGAAAGAAGGGAAGAGUGUCAUAGGUCUGCAGAUGGGGUCCAAUAAAGGGGCGACCCAGUCCGGCAUGACAAGCUACGGCAGACCUCGACAGAUCAUGAACCCAUGA